AUGAGAGUUGCACUCUCGCGCAGCUGGCGCAUCUGGUGUGCAAAAACUACUCGAGCACAAUCAGAUUGCGAGAGCAACACUGUGCCGACAGCAGACAAAGAACUUGGACCGUAUAUAAACGAUGGCUUUUCUGAUCCGAAUGGGACAUUCGAACCAUUCGAGCUUGUGAUCAAUCAGUCAGCGACUCUUGCUAGACGUGUCCGAUCCAGGGCUGUGAAGAAGGCGAUUUCGCCGAAACGUUAG
Molecule: messenger RNA, 243 nt
Organism: Necator americanus (New World hookworm)
Lineage: Eukaryota; Metazoa; Nematoda; Chromadorea; Rhabditida; Ancylostomatidae
Exons: 3
Coding region: 1-243 (80 amino acids)
Source: RefSeq, a predicted model, not a curated record